Molecule: messenger RNA, 513 nt
Organism: Vigna unguiculata (cowpea)
Lineage: Eukaryota; Viridiplantae; Streptophyta; Magnoliopsida; Fabales; Fabaceae
Biological process (GO): ethylene-activated signaling pathway; regulation of DNA-templated transcription
Molecular function (GO): DNA-binding transcription factor activity; DNA binding
Source: RefSeq, a predicted model, not a curated record
AUGGAUAGUUAUAACAACAGCAUAACCACGAAUGGUAGUUCAGGAUUUGAUGAGACAUUAUUUUCGGACACUAUUGAACAUUACAUGGUUCAUGACGAUGGUUUGAACAACAACAAUGUGUUUGUGUCGAACGAGGAAUGGUUCUCAGGGGAAGGUGAUAAAGCAGAAGAGCUAGUUGGAAGAGGGACGAGGUACAAAGGAGUGAGGCGUAGGGCACAUGGAAAAUUUGCUGCAGAGAUAAAAGAUCCGAACAGAAGUAAUAGGGUUUGGCUUGGUACUUAUGACACUGAAGAAGAAGCUGCUUUGGCUUAUGACAAUGCAGCUUUCAAGAUCAGAGGCUCUAAAGCCAAGCUCAAUUUUCCUCACCUCAUUCCACCGUUGGAUGCACCCAUCGAUCACCCUCCUCCUUCUUCUUCUUCUUCUUCAUCAUCCUCAUCUCAGGAUCCUUCCAAGAAAAGGAAGGGACUAGCUGGUUUGCUCAAUAAAUUAGCACAUGAAAAAAACAGAAUUUGA